Linum tenue is the source of this 624-nucleotide messenger RNA. The record is from the annotation of a GenBank genome assembly. Lineage: Eukaryota; Viridiplantae; Streptophyta; Magnoliopsida; Malpighiales; Linaceae.
CCGCGCGCAACCUAAUCAAAAUCAUUGAUCUAGAAACUUCCCUCUCUGCGAACGUCUAUCUGGGUGGCUAUACAACUCCAUUGGAAUUUCUCCCGGCAAUCUUCUUCCGCUUCUCGUCCAGUCCCAGUCUGAUCGCCGCCGCCGCCGUCGCCACCUAGUUCGCCGCCGUCGCAAAUCGCGACGUUCAUCACCUCGCAGGUCUGAAAAUUUGACAUUACCUUCUUACACCGCAUAUCUCACUGGGAUCGUGCUUCUUCCUCAUAGACAAUGGCUGGCAGAGUUAUUGUGAAUUUGAUUGUGAUGAGCUCCGGAGUGUUAGCAAGGGCCUUUGCUCAGGCAUAUCGUCAAGCGCUUCAAAAUGCUUCGAGGAACGGUGUUGCACAUGAAACAAUACAUAACAUGAAGAAAGUCAGUAAGACGAUGACCGAGUCUGAGGCUAGGCAGAUUCUUGGAGUUACUGAAAAUGCACCGUGGGAGGAGAUUCUAAAGAAAUACGAUUCCUUGUUUGAGAACAAUGCGAAGAAUGGCAGCUUCUACCUGCAAUCCAAGGUCUUCCGAGCUAAAGAACGCCUGGAAAGUGCAGCCAAGAAGGGCGCCGAAGGAAUAACUGGGCUGAACAUUUAA